AUGCAGGGACAGCCAGUGUCUAGACACCCGAGCUGCCGGUCACCCGGCGCCGGCGACCGUCGCCACACAGACCAGGACACUGCCGCUUUUCCCGCGCUCGGAGGAAACGGGGAGGACAUUCAGACUCCGGCGGCGAAGAACGGCGAAGGAAGAGAGGGGAAGAAGGGAAAAAAGAAGGAAAGAGUGAAAAUGCCGCCAAGGGAGAAGGCGUGCGAUCCAGUGGCCGAGCAGCUGCUAAAGGACGGCAAGAGUGAAGAGCUGGAAAGAGAGUUCGUGGGGGCUGUCUACGAUCGGAUCGCGAAGCACUUCUCUCACACAAGGUACAAACCUUGGCCGAAAGUGCGCGCAUUUCUUGAGGACUUGCCUCGGUACUCGCUCGUCGUCGAUGUCGGUUGCGGCAACGGAAAGUAUCUUCAAUGCGUCCCCUGUGGCCAAGGCAUCGCGGAUGCAGUGAUUUCCAUAGCGGUCGCGCAUCAUCUCGCCAGCGAAGAACGUCGACUUCGCGCGAUCGAAGAGCUUCGCCGGAUCGCGCGCCCUGGAGGUCUGAUCCUCAUUACUGUGUGGGCCGAGAGACAGGAGGAAGGCUCGAUUGGCGCCCGGGAGUUCAGAGGCAAGGAUGUCUUCGUCCCGUGGCAUCUUCAGAAGGCCCUAGAGACUCGCAAACCUGAGAGUGAAGCCAACGAAAGGCGUCAGCCCGGCCCUGUCCUCACUGCCUCCAAGAGUAAUGGUCCGGCUUUGCCCACCUGCGGCCUUGCAGAAGAAUCCUUAGCACAUGCAGCCACGAGCUCGCCGGAAAAAGUUACUCGCGAACGCAUGGAUGUCCGGGGGGAUAAGGGGCAUGGCGAAAUUGCAGGCACGGCUCCACCGGGCGAUGGCGUUACGGGAUGCUGUGACAGGGGAGAGAAAAAAGAGGGGCGGAGCAGGCAGAGGGAGGACAAAGGAAACGACGAGGCAGUUACAACGGUUCUCCGAUACUACCACGUCUUCAGCAGGGAGGAGCUCCUGAGCCUUUGCGCUCGCGUCCCAGGCAUCGAAGUUGUGGAGUGUUACUUCGAUUCAAACAACUGGGGCGUCAUUCUUCGAAAACUCUAA
Neospora caninum is the source of this 1092-nucleotide messenger RNA. RefSeq lists its product as hypothetical. Gene Ontology annotation, cellular component: cytoplasm; nucleus. Bases 1 to 1092 code for a protein of 363 amino acids. Gene Ontology annotation, biological process: tRNA wobble uridine modification. Gene Ontology annotation, molecular function: tRNA binding; S-adenosylmethionine-dependent methyltransferase activity. The transcript has 6 exons. NCBI's taxonomy places the organism in Eukaryota, Apicomplexa, Conoidasida, Eucoccidiorida, Sarcocystidae. The record is from RefSeq and is a predicted model, not a curated record.